CGUAUUCGACUGCAUGGUGAGGUGCCUAGAUGCUCGGUGCUGCAAGGAUAGGGGAAGUGCGUGAAGCUGCAGAAGCUUGCAGCAGCAAGCUGCCAACCUCCAGCCACACCGCGCUCUUCUCCACGCCCCGUCCUGGUACAUCAGCCAGUGAGACUGGGCGAUCCGUCGAUGGCCUGACUUUCCGCUCCUCGCUCGCGCUGCCUGCCGGGUCCCGAGUGGUGGCUUGAAGGCCGUGACUGCAGGGCGGGCCUUUGAGCUGCAUCCCCCAUCACCACCACCCCCUCGGCAGCACUAGUGUGUGUGUGUGCCACCCUUGCCCAACCUCCCCCCUCCAAGCCUGCUUUUUUUUGCUGCCAAGCCGAUCAGCGCCAACCCGGCCGAGGGAGGGCAGGCCAGAGCUUGUUGGUCUCGGCUGUGCGUCUCGUGCGAUGUGACCGGAGUAGGGCAUGGGAUGGGACAGCAUGAGAUGGGUUCUACGAGGGGAGGAGAGCAACGCUAGCUGGCCUCGGUGCUACGCUGCCGGCAGCGUGGAAGAUGUCAUCGAAACCACCCCGCCCCGUUGUUUUCUCUAUGCCUAGGACGUCCGAGUGGGCUGCCCAUAUCGGCGAGCCGGGAGGACGGACGAGCUGGUCGAUAUAAACCGGCCCCGUCGCCCUUCCUCUCGUGCUCGAUUCCCUGGUUCUCUCCAUCCCACCGCGGCCUCCUCACUUGUCCAUCAGCCUCCACCCUCCCCGGCUCGACCCAAGUAGCUCGUUCGCUAAGGUUACUUGACCCUUCGUUUUAGAGGUCAUCCCACUUUCGCUCUACACACCCUCGCUGUUGUCACGAUGAAGGCCGCGUUCGCUUUCCUGGGUCUGGCAGCUUCGGUCCUCGCGACCGGCGGUCAAGACUGGGACAAGGGCAAGACAGUUACGAAAACGACUGUGAUAGAUGUCGUCUACACAACGACGUGCCCUGUCACCGAGACUAUUCACAAGCCGGGUAAAGUUGAGACGACGACAUUCACAACCACGUCCGUGGUGUGGACCAAGGUGCCGACGGUCAUCUACACAACUUUGUACGGCGCGGACAAGACGGAGACGGCCAAGGAAGUCGUCCACGUUACCCACACCAAAUUUUUGCCCACUACGGAGACCAAGGUUCUGGAUGGACAGACGAGAACCAUUACCUAUACCAAGACGCAACUUGUCGAAGAGGUUGUCCCCACGACGAUCAAAGUUUACACCACCCAAGAAACUACGAAGUAUGUGAAGACAGAAGUCCAUGAAACCGUGACCUGCCCUGUCACAACGUACACGACAGUUAUCGAAGGGGAAACCAAGACGGUGGUCAAGACGAACACUAUCACGGUCAAAGUAACCGAUGCGAUCACGGUGACUGAGCUGCGUCCUGUCACGCGGACUGCGAAUGUCGACCAGACCGUGAAAGUGACGGUACCCGGAGGGGUCACAACCAUAAAUUCGCCCACCGUCGUCGUCACGAUGAGUGGAACACAGACUCAGACGAUCCCGGGCCCCCCGGGCACAGUCGUAACCCCGACCACUCUCACCACGUCGAGGCCCGCCGCGCCCCCGGCCACCAGCGCGCCGGCCACCACCUCCCCGGUCCCGGCCGCCGGCGCCCGCAUCGACAAUGCGCCCGCCCUCGCCCUCCUGGCCGGGCUCCUUGGCGCUGUUGCCCUCCUCUGAGUACGCCCUCGAGAAGACAUUUUACCACUCACUUUGCUCUCUUUUUUCCCCCUACACUCGAACGACUUCCACGAAACAAGGACAUGUAAUGUUAAUUAAGCGGCUAUCUUUUCUGUUUUUUGAGCAUUAAUUUAAAAAAAGACAAAUAAUGAAGUGAUAUCACAUCGUUCGUAUCUGUGGGAAUGUUUGUCUAUGCCGUAGAUAGGUCUCCGGCACAACGCGCGACAUAUAAUAUCCAGU
Messenger RNA from Gaeumannomyces tritici R3-111a-1, 1928 nucleotides. RefSeq lists its product as hypothetical. Bases 828 to 1688 code for a protein of 286 amino acids. The transcript has 2 exons. Lineage: Eukaryota; Fungi; Ascomycota; Sordariomycetes; Magnaporthales; Magnaporthaceae. The record is from RefSeq and is a predicted model, not a curated record.